ACAAAGUUGCCGACAGGGAUAGUUCUUCCUCUGCUGCUCAACCAAAAAACCGAGCGAUUCAAGAAUGUAGACGUUCCKUUGGGAUAACAACCACGCACAUCGGAACACAGCAAAAGAUGGAGAGGAGWCUUCCUGUGUAGGUCCGUGAUGGACGUUGUCUUGCCCACAGCAGCUGAAGGCCCCCUCCAAGCCCAUGUAUGUACGCUGUUAUGGCACCAAUGGAUGGAAACAUGGACGUUGAGACCCUGUUGGCUGCGAUCCACCUGGAGCGAUACCUGAAGACCUUCCGCCAGUCAGGCUUCCUCUUGGCCAGGGACCUCAGCCACCUAGACAAUGGAGCUCUUAUCCAGCUGGGUGUAACUGCCACCGGACACAGGAAGAGAAUACUGAGGCUGGUCCAGCACAUUCAGAGGGCUACGAAUCAGAAUCAGUCGACAUCGGAGCCAUUAGAGCCCUUAUUGGACCGUUGUCAGUCUGAGUCUGACAUUAAUUCCACACCCAUCCAAUCAGGAGGGCCGAGGUCUGACCAAGGGGGCGGAACCGGGGACAUUCCGUUUGAAGCGUUCCGGAAUAGUUCUGUUCCUAACAUUCCAUCCAUGUUGAUGAACUCCGGGUCAGAACAACAGCAGCAGUACAAUGGGAAUGUUGUCAUAAAACCGGUUCCAAAACCUAGAACGGUGUUUUACAGACACAAAACAGAACCCGCCCGGUUUCUCUCCUGUCCCGCAUCACCGACACCACCAGAUCCCCUGGUUCUAACUUUAACCAGGAAACCAUCUCAGGAAUCUCUCUGUUUUACCAUAUUGGAAGGUUUGGCUUCAGGAGAAUUUAACACUGACACAGUGGUGGUGGGGCCUACACCUACCCCUACCCAUAACCCUACCACUAACCCUAACCCUGCUCCUAACCCUACACCUACCCCUGCCCUGAGACACAGCCUAAGCCUGAGAGAGAGGAGGCUGAGUAACUCCUCAGACUCUGGAGGUCCCCUGCCCCCUGUUCCCCCUCGGCUGAACCGAGGUACCCCUCCAGCCAUGUUUAGUGGACCUACAUCCACACCACCAUCAUCUGGUAGAAGGACUGAACAAAACCAGGACCAGUGUAUGACAACCCCACCUCCCUCAUCCCCUUGUAACUAUGACAACACUGGAUUCCUCUCUUUGACCACUUCCCCUCCCGGCUCCCCGAUGGAGAUGGUCUCCAAUGAGAUCUACUGUGGCACUUCACCUGGCACGGCAGCUAGUAGUGGACGGAUUCCCUGCAACGCUCCUCAAACACCACCACGGUCAGAGAUCCACACCACUCCUGAAGGAAUUAGCACUUUAAGUAACAACUCUUGUGAAUCGUCCCACGGCAUCCCCAUGGAGAAGCCAGAGGAGGAGAUCAGUCCCUACUGUGAAACAGUCUUCCAGACCAGACGACCACUGCACCACUCUGAGGCGGAAAGGACCAACAGUGAAGGAAAGGCAGGAAUGACAAGAAAGGAGGAAGAGAAGCACGGAGAGGAUCAUGGGACACCCAAACUCUCCUGGGCCAAACGUCUGUCUCAUGCCCUCCACAGUGAGUCCCAGGGCUACAGCACAGUAGGAGAGGCAGCACCACCCCCUCGCUGCCUCUCCUUACCCCCCAACCUGUACCCCUCGGAGCUGGAUGAGGACCAGACGAUAUCCCCCUACGCCAGCUACACAUCUCUCUCUGAGCAGACUGCUCCCAUCAUCUGUGGCUGGCUGGAUAAGCUAUCACCACAAGGGAACUAUGUAUUCCAGAAACGAUAUGUGAAGUUUGAUGGCAAAAAUCUGAUGUACUUCGGCAGUGAAAAGGACCCGUACCCCAAAGGAGUGAUUCCUCUGGCCGCGAUACAGAUGGCCCGCAUGGCCAAAGACAAUAAAUUUGAGAUAGUGACAAGUCACAGGACAUUUGUCUUCCGGGCUGAUAACGAAGUGCAGAGACAUSAGUGGUGCAGUACCCUACAGGGGAGGGUGAAGGAACAGCUUGUGUUCGGGCGCCCUCGCUUCGGUCCUGGCAGCCACUGUCAGAGGAGUGGUCCUCUGGAGCUCAAAGGGACCAAGUCAAAAGUCUACGUGGCCAUCAACACAGAGCAGGUCUGGCUGUACAAGACUGAGCAGUGUUUUAGGAAUGGGAUAGGAAUCACGCUGAUCGAGGCCAGAGGAGCUACGAUCAGAGARGGCAAAGGAAAAAGCUUUGACCUCAUCACUCCUUACAAAACAUUCAGUUUCACAGCUGAGUCUGAGCGGGAUAAGAGGGACUGGAUGGAGGCUGUACAGGAGUCCAUAGCAGAGACCCUGUCUGACUACGAGGUGGUUGAGAAGAUUUGGUCUAACAGGUUUAAUAAGCUCUGUGCUGACUGCCAAGCAGUCAACCCUGACUGGGCCUCCAUAAACCUCUGUGUUGUCAUCUGUAAGAACUGUGCAGGUCAACACAGAGGUCUGGGGACUAUGGUGUCUAAAGUACAGAGCCUGAAACUGGACACCAGCGUGUGGAGCAACGAGAUCGUACAGCUCUUCAUAAUGUUGGGGAAUGACCGAGCCAAUGAGUUCUGGGCGGCCAGGCUAUCUCCAGCUGACGAGUUAGACCGUGACGCCACACCAGACCAGCGGAAGGAGUUUAUCAUCCAUAAGUACCGUGAGGGGCGCUACCGACACCCCCACCCCAACUUCAACACACAGGAGGAGCUGCUCAAGGUUCUGUGUACUGCUGUGACCGAGCAGAACCUGCUGAAGACAGUCACCCAGAUCUUCACCGAGGCAGAGGCUGUCCGAGCCCGCCUCGCUGCCUCUAAUGGAUAUGACAAGCAUCUGUCUCAGGAAUARUCCCGCUCACAGGACACCUCGGACCACAGUGUCUAUGAUGAGAUUAAGCAGGCCGUGCUGCACUCUGGCUACCUCUACAAGUCAGCCCUCAAUGAACAAAGGGACAUUAUCCAGGAAACCCGAGAAGAUUUCCAGAAGUACUGGUGCACGGUGGAGAGGUCUCUUCUGUUCUAUGAGUCUGACCGAUGUCCUGAUCCUAGCAUGAAGAUCAACGUCAAUGACAUCGUCUGUCUGGGGGUCAGCAGGCCGGACUCCUGCAACAACAACGCUCUUCAUCUGCCAGGGAACGACGGAGCAGCUGAGGACAUUAUCAACCUUAAACGUCUGCAAGAGCUCAGUAUAGUAACUGAGAACCACAACCAUGAGAAGAAGGAAAUUCUGGUUUUGGUUGAAAAAGGAAGGACGCUGCACCUCCAGGGGAUGGGUCGGUUAGACUUCUCCCUGUGGUACGCAGACAUCCAGAGAGCUGCCGGAGGGAAGGGCAACACCCUGAGAGAACAGCAGCUCAGCAGAAAUGAUAUCCCCAUCAUCGUAGACAGCUGCAUCGCCUUCAUCACACAGUAUGGUCUGGGUCAUGAGGGGAUCUAUAGGAAGAACGGAGCCACGUCCAGGAUCAAGCUACUGAUGGAAGAGUUCAGGAAUGAUGCUCGGAACGUCAAGCUCCGGAUCGGGGAUAACUUCAUAGAGGAUGUGACUGACGUGUUGAAGAGGUUCUUCAGGGAGAUGGACGACCCCAUCUUCAUGGCUGACCUGCAUCCUCUAUGGAAGGAGGCUGUCAGAACAGCCAAGGAUAAGAACCAGCGUCUGGACAGAUACAAGGAGAUCAUCCGUAGUUAACCUAAAGUCAACAGGACUAUGGCUGCUCUCAUCAGCCACCUCUACAGGGUUCAGAAGUGUGCAGACUUGAACCAGAUGUGUCCAAGAACUGUCGCUGCUGUUCGCCCCAGUCUCUUCCAGACAGACGGAAAAGGAGAGCACGAGGUGAAGAUCGUUGAAGACCUCAUAGACAACUACCUGAUAUCUUUUGAUAUUGAUGAGGAGCAGCGGACCCAGAUAGAACUGGAGCUCAGCCUCAUCACCACCUGGAAGGACACUCAGCUGUCCCAAGCGGGUGACCUGAUCAUCGAAGUGUACCUGGAGAAGAAGAUGGCAGACUCCUGCAUCACUCUCAAAAGAAGAAUAGUUGUUUAUAUAAUGUUCAAAUGUUGUCCAUCUUCCACAGAGCGCCCCCUACACCCCAAAGAGAAGGUGCUGGAGCAGGCGCUACAGUGGUGUAAAAUGGCUGAUCCUAGUUCAGCUUACCUGGUGGUGAAGAGAGUUCCCAGAGGAGAGGGCAUCAACAUCCUCACUGCCUACAAGAGUGAGAUAAUGAAGAUGGGAGUUCUGAAGUGUCGUGAAGAUCCUCCCAAACUCCUCCACGGAAAAGUCUUUCAGGAACACACCUUUCAGAUCAAAGACCACAAGCUGCUCCUGCUGAAGGACAAAAAGAGCGUCAAGCCUGAAAAGGAAUGGCCUCUGAAGUCUAUGAAGAUCUACAUGGGAAUUCGAAAGAAGCUGAAACCCCCAAGAUGGGGCUUUACUCUCAUGAUGGAGAAACAGCAACUGUACCUUUGUUGCUUUUGUGAGUCCGACCUAUGGGAUUGGGUCACCAAUUUCCUCAAAGCACAGAAUGAUGACCCCCGACCUCCGGUGUUGAGGCGUCACUCCUCCUCAGACAUCUCCAAACAGAAGUUUGGGACCAUGCCUCUAAUACCAAUCAGAGGGGACGGACACGAGAGCAACUCUACCAUGCUGUCGGCCAAUCAGACUCUGCGAAAGCUUCACGCCAGAAGGACACUCUCCAUGUUCUUUGUAAGUAUGCACACCCUGGUGCUCUGUCAUUUAAAUGUUGCAUGUUUGUGUUACAUGCUGUUUUGAAUGUUCGUACCUACCUUCAUUCUGUGUGGCUCAGUUGGUAGACCAUGCCGCUUGCAACAUCAGGGUUGUGUGUUUGCUUCCCGUGGGGGACCAGUAUGAAAAUGUAUGCACUCACUACUAUAAGUCGCUCAAGGAAGUCCGUCUGCUAAAUUACUAAAAUGUAAAAUAUAUACAGUAUAUAUUUUGACUUCUCCGCUCAUCUAACAAGAAGCUAAGGAUGGGAAUGGGAUGUUUAUUUUGAAGGGUGCUAUUGGACUUAUUUAACGCUCUCCUAACUACCAUAACUAACGGUUUUCCAAAGCCUCUCUCUCUAUCUGUGUAAAGAAAUUCCCUUGGUUUAUACAGGGACUAUAUCUGACUCAGCCACACCUCCACUUCCUGACAGAAGCCCUGACUUCCUGGUAUUAGAGCAUCAGGAUGUUGAUGUGGAUGUUUGAAGUGUAGACAACAGGAUGGACUGGGAGGAGAUAUUGUUCUCCAGUAUUGUUCUGGUUCCAUGGUCCUUUGCCUUGAUGGGGAGGUCUGGGAGGCUUAGUGACCUUCUUGUGUUUUACAGAACACAGUCUGUUGUGUCUAUUAGGCUACUGGUGUACCUACUGGGACUAGCCCAGCCCCAAAUGCAUUUACAAGGGAAUUGUUUUGCUUGAAUUUUUCUUUUGUCCCUCUACGUUUUGAGUGAUUGUCUUGAGGUUGUUGCUGAGGUGCUAGAACAAUGACCUUAAUAGGAGGAAGUCUAUUGUUUUCUAAAGUAGUUGUCAAAGAAGGGCAACUCCCUUCUAUGUUUGUCUCAUUUAAAUUAACCACACGUGUUUCUUUGUCACUGUAAUGGCAGAUCAUCUCCUUAAUACCUACCUAAAGUUCCUAACAGAAAGCUACAUCUCAACCCCCUUUAUUAUCAUAAUAGUUCACAUUCUGCUUUUUCCUCAGGCCUCCCAGAUCUUUACAUAGUGUAUAAUCAAACAUACAAAUAACUCUGGGUGGGUUCAAAU
Messenger RNA from Salvelinus sp. IW2-2015, 5737 nucleotides. The record is from RefSeq and is a predicted model, not a curated record. Lineage: Eukaryota; Metazoa; Chordata; Actinopteri; Salmoniformes; Salmonidae.